ACACACACCCUCACUCACUGUAAAUGCCGCGCAUUUGUCUGCUUGCGCUAAUCGGGCUGCCGGGCGCUGGCAAGACACGCCUUAGCAACUGGCUGCUGGAACAACCCACAUCUCUUACCGGCUGGAAUGUGAUGCAUCUGUGCUACGACGACCAUUUUAACAUAGGACCUAAAGACCACACAGACUAUAAAACGCAGCGCAAGCUAAUACACAAACUGUUGACACAGCUCAUUGCGGAACUUCAAGCGGGGGCCACUGAGCUGCCUGCCAUGGUGCGAGGUGGAACAACAACAACAACAGCCAUUGGCAACGACAACUAUCUAAUUGUUUGCGAUGAUAAUCAUUAUUAUCGCAGCAUGCGCAAUAAGCUUUAUCAGUUGUGUCGUAGCCAAAACUGCCUGUAUGCACAGCUUCAUGUGGCCAGCAGCCUGGACGCAUGUCUCCAGGGCAAUGUGGCACGUGGUGCAGCCGGCGUGCCGCCAGCUGUCAUACGGCAAAUGCAAACGCGUCUCGAGCCACCCAGUGCGACAGCCAACGGCUGGGAGAGAUUAAGCCUAACACUAACCAGCACAGACUAUGCUGCGGCAGCGCACAUUAUCAACGGGUUUAUUCGAUCCUUACUCGAGAGCCAGCUAGUUGGCACGUCUUUGGUGAGCGUGAAACAGCCGCAGGUGCAAUCGCUGGUGCAUCAGCUGGACCUGCUGCUGCGGGCGCGCAUUCAGAUCUGCAUGGAUGCCAUCGAAGAACAUCAACAGAAACGUAUCGGGGGCCACGCUUUGAACGGACAACGCAAACAGAUUUUGGCAAAAUUUCGCCUUGAUAUGCGCAACAGGCAGACAGACUUUUCUAAUCUUAACUUGGAAUACUAUGUUAAUUUGUUAAGCUAGUCUAAAGGAAAAUAAGCUUUAAACUGUUCGUAUGUACAUAUUUACAUAA
Molecule: messenger RNA, 936 nt
Organism: Drosophila virilis
Lineage: Eukaryota; Metazoa; Arthropoda; Insecta; Diptera; Drosophilidae
Product: L-seryl-tRNA(Sec) kinase-like
Molecular function (GO): tRNA binding; kinase activity
Source: RefSeq, a predicted model, not a curated record